CCUCCUUCUCUUUAUGAGCGUCACCCCUCAGUCAGUGAGAGGAGAACAUCUCACAUGAACUCAUCUUAGUCAAAGUUUCUCUCUCCUCUCUGGUUUGUCGGAGUAAAAAAGAAGAAGAAAACCCGCCUCCGUUGGGUCUUUUACGCGCGGAGCCCCCCGCUGCGCGCCCCGCAGUGCCCCGCUCCCUCAGCUGAUCCCCCCCGGUGAUGGACGACGACUUCCUCUCCAACCUUCCCCCGUCCCUGCCCGAGGCUCUGAGCCCCAACUCCACCGAGGAGCCCGGCGGGUGGGAGUCCUCGGACAGCGGGGAGACGGUCCACUUCGUCGUGCGCUGCGUCAUGACCUCGGUCUACACCCUCAUCAUCACCGUGGGCCUGCUGGGCAACAUCACCCUGCUGAAGAUCUUCGUCACCAACAGCGCCAUGCGCAGCGUGCCCAACAUCUUCAUCUCCAGCCUGGCGGCGGGAGACCUGCUGCUGCUGCUCACCUGCGUGCCGGUGGACGCGUUCCGCUACUUCUCCGAGGAGUGGGUGUUCGGCGAGGCGGCGUGCAAGCUCAUCCCCGUCAUCCAGCUCACCUCGGUCGGCGUGUCCGUGUUCACGCUCACGGCGCUCAGCGCGGACAGAUACAAGGCCAUCGUUAACCCGAUGGACAUCCAGACGUCCAGCGCCGUCUUCUGGACCUGUCUGAAGGCCGUGUCCAUCUGGCUGCUGUCUGUCCUUCUGGCUGUCCCCGAGGCCGUCUUCUCCCAGGUUGUCUCCAUGCAGGGUCAAAGAGACUUCUCUAACGUCACCUUCGUGAACUGCGUUCCUUACCCGCUGUCCAACCAGAUGCACCCUAAGAUUCACUCGGUGAUGAUCUUCCUGGUUUACUUCCUGGUUCCUCUGACCAUCAUCUCGGUGUUUUAUUACCACAUCGCACGCACGCUCAUCCAGAGCGCCCACGACAUGCCGGGGGAGGUCAGCGAACACACCAAGAGACAGAUGGAGACGAGGAAGCGUCUGGCUAAGAUCGUGCUGGUCUUCGUAGGCCUCUUCGCCCUCUGCUGGUUCCCCAACCACGUGCUCUACAUGUACCGCUCCUUCCACUACCAGCAGAUGGACCUGUCUCUGGCUCACCUGGUCAUCACCCUGGUGUCCCGGGUCCUCAGCUUCUCCUCGUCCUGCGUCAACCCCUUCGCCCUCUACCUGCUGAGCGAGAGCUUCCGCAGGCACUUCAACAGUCAGCUGCGAUGUGUUCAAGGCUCCGGCCCCGAGCGCCACGCCAGCUACAUGCACAGCACCUCCCACAUCCGCCUCACCUCCAUCAAGAAGACCACGCCCACCGCCGCCAUCGGCGCUCCGCCGGCCAAUGACAGCACGGGCAGACGGGAAGUGGCUCUCUGAGGCUUUUUCAUUGCCCCAGUCGCUCCUUUCACACCUUCUUCUUCUUCAUAUUCAACAUAACUCUGCAACCAAAGCAAGAGAGGACAGACGGUCCUGUCCACAGGGUGGUGCCCACAGCUCCACUGUGGAGAUCCACAGAGAUGUUAACGGGUACGGAGGGUCAGACGUAGAGACCAGAGCAGCAUCCACCUCUCAUCUGGGGACCGGUGGGGGACCUUUGACUCUGGACCCCUGCCUGCUACUUCUGUUAGAUGAAGUUGUAGCAGAGGCCUCUUCAACAUGUUUGGCUGGUGUUUGGUUGGUGUUUGGUUGGUGUUCGGUUGGUGUUUGGUUGGUGUUUGGUUGAUGUUUGGCUGGUGUUUGGCUGGUGUUUGGUUGGUGGU
Messenger RNA from Gasterosteus aculeatus aculeatus (three-spined stickleback), 1768 nucleotides. It is a transcript of the gene nmbr, whose product is annotated as neuromedin B receptor. Gene Ontology annotation, molecular function: neuropeptide receptor activity. Gene Ontology annotation, cellular component: plasma membrane. NCBI's taxonomy places the organism in Eukaryota, Metazoa, Chordata, Actinopteri, Perciformes, Gasterosteidae. The record is from RefSeq and is a predicted model, not a curated record. Gene Ontology annotation, biological process: G protein-coupled receptor signaling pathway.